AUGUUUAAGGGCAGGAAGUUUCUUAUCUUUCCAACUAGCAACACGCCUCGCGCCCAAGUGGUAGUGUCACUGAUCCAGCGCGAAGGUGGGACGGUGCUACCGCGGAUGGAUGGUGAAGACCCAAAUCACGUGAUACCCUUGGUACAAGAUAGUUAUCUUACGGCGACAGGGCAGCUGAAGAAUGAAGAGCUAUUCAAAUUAGAGAUUGAGAACCCUGUCGAUUGGCAAAAAUGUUCCACGCCCAUGCAGCUAUCAUGGGUUUCCAAGUGUUUGGAGAAGGGAGAAUUGUUGGAUAGACAACCAUAUGAGCUUGGUAGCAAUAAAUUGGGACCCAAGUAUGAUAAUAAAGAUAAUGAUUUAUCUUCUUCGACCAAAAAGCGCAAGUUUAGCGCCAUAAAUGAUGUCAGUGAGCUAAAGCCGGCUACGAAAACUACCGAAAUUCUUCCAGUUACGAACGAGCUUAUUGUUAAUGCGCUUGAUUUCCUUGGGACGAAAUGCAAAUUACGGGGUGACGUCUAUCGACAGCGAGCCUACAAUCUCGCUAAAACGUCUGUGUUAGAAACUAAUAAACCUAUUAAGACUUACGAAGAUGCCCGGGCAUUGCCAAAAAUCGGUGACAGCAUUGCGCGUAAAAUAGCGGAUUUUGUGACCAAUGGUGGUCAUAUGCCUGGCUUCGAUAUGACUCUCUCUUCAUCGGAACUAGGGCUACAAUACUUCUCAGAAUGUUAUUCCGUAGGUCCACGGAUUGCUCAAAAUUGGCAAAUGCAGGGCUAUAUGACGUUCCAAGAUGUAAUUCAGGAUAAUCACCGCUGGAAGUGGCACUGGUCAGCACUUUGGGGAAUGAAAUAUUUUGAGGAUUGGCAAAUUCGGAUGUCGAGGAACGAAGUUGAAGCGCACUUUAAUAUGCUGAAAAGUCAUGCACCUGAAGGUGUCAUCAUAGAGGUACUGGGGUCCUACAGGAGAGGGCACGAUACUUGUGGUGAUAUAGACGUUAUUUUUUAUCGUAAGAAUUGCGAUGAUAUGGAGGUAUUGGGGCACGAUCUAGAAACCUUGCUGAAUAGAUUGUCUGAUAGUGGUUACAUAAGAUGCCCAUUACAGCUCAGUAGUACGCUGGAACCCAUCUUCUCCAAAAGAGUAAAAGGCCUACUGAAAGAGUUGGGUAUUGUUUACACUGGCGGUAGGCUGGGAGAGGACAGGCCAAUGUCGAAGAAGUUUUACUGCGGUGUGCGGCUUCCAGAUUCAACAACAGUAGAUCCACCUAACAAAGGAACGGUACCAGAGAUUCCUUUUAAGGAUGAGGAUCGCAAGCUGUUUUCCAAUACACACAAGCAUCAUUGUAGAAGGCUUGAUAUUUUGUGUUGCAAGUGGAGCGAACGUGGCUCGCAUCGUCUUUAUUUUACUGGUAACCGCGAAUUUAACAAGCUUGUACGUACGCAUGCUACUGAGCGCAAUUUGAGUCUGAACCAGCAUGGUCUCUUCGUGAAGGAUACAGACGUCUGCCUAGAAAGCUUUGAUGAGAACAAGAUCAUUGAGCUAGUCGGCGUUACACCGAUGAGCCCAUCGCAUCCUAGUAGAAAUAAGUAA
This is a messenger RNA of Eremothecium sinecaudum, 1584 nucleotides long. RefSeq names its product DNA-directed DNA polymerase IV (gene POL4). NCBI's taxonomy places the organism in Eukaryota, Fungi, Ascomycota, Saccharomycetes, Saccharomycetales, Saccharomycetaceae. Gene Ontology annotation, cellular component: nucleus. Gene Ontology annotation, molecular function: DNA-directed DNA polymerase activity; DNA binding. The transcript has a single exon. Bases 1 to 1584 code for a protein of 527 amino acids. The record is from RefSeq and is a predicted model, not a curated record. Gene Ontology annotation, biological process: double-strand break repair via nonhomologous end joining.